AUAAAAUCCAUUCCUUUGCAGCCUCUUUUCCUUUGAGAAAAGCAAAGAGGGUUUUCUUUUCAUCCAGUGGCUAUCCUUGCUCUGGAUUUCUUCAGCUGUUCCACACGGAAACCAAUCGUUACUUUUUUUUUUUUAACUAACAUUGAAUAUAUAUUUUUUUUUUUUGAAUGUGCUAAAUCAAGUUAAUAAUGGAAUUAUCAUGCGAGUCAAUAAGAUAUCUCGAGGAAAAAAGGCCAAAAAGUAGCAAGUUGGUGGAGCUCCAUGUGCUUUAUGUGCCUGAUGACCAGUGGAAUGGAAAGCUCAAUAAAGUUCCCGCGGAGGCCAUCGAGAGUUUCAUAUCUGCAGGUUUUAUCAGAGUAUAUCCCGAUAUAACGCUAAAGAAUCUAAGGAGUGAGCUUGGCAUUUUUCUGGGACCAGAAAUAAGGGUCGACAAAUUCUCCUUCCUGAAAUGUGUCGGUCGCAGUUUAGCAGUGGUCAAACACGAACAAGAGAGGGAGCUAAAAGUGAAAACAUUUGCUCCACCAUAUGCCGCUCAGCCCGAGCUCUACCUGCUGGCCGUGGAGGUGAACCACGGCAGCGUCUGCUCCCAGUCACUCACUCUGGACACCCGCAGCAGCUCCCCAGACCACCAGGCCUACUGCCCCCACAAGCCCGGCCCCGGGACCACCACCAAGGGACCGCCCGUCAAGUUCCCCCUGAUCCCCCAGGGUUCCCGACGCUCGCCCCACACCCCCGACGCCGCAGACCACGAGGAGCAGCGGGAGGAGGAGGAGGAGGAGGAGGGGGAGGAGGAGGAGGAAGAGGAGGGAGAUGAGGAGGAGGAGGGGUUGGGGGAGGAGGAGAGUUGCUGCUCCACAGAGGGAGCGAGAGGGGAGGCCGGGGUGGGGGGGUUCUCCCUGAAGGCUGACAGGGCAGAGGAGAGGAGUCAAAGGAGGAGGUGCAAGAAUCCCAGCAGGUCACCGCAUGAUGUACAAAGUAAAGACGGUGAUCCGGCCCAGGUGAAGGGCCUGCCUGGGAGAGAAGAGAUGACAGGCGGUAAGAAAGACAAGCUGACCACCAGAGCGGCCAGAGACUCAGGCCUACCAGAGUCGCUGGAAGACAUACAGCCAGGCUUCUACUCAGACAGGCUCAGACCAUCAAAAGAUUUACAGACGAAGAUGCCGGCGGGAAGGAAGCCGAAACCAAUGGUUCCAGAGAGUCUGGGAGUGUCCUCAAAGCCUAUGAUCCAAUACCGCUCCCAACCUCCAGCCUCCGCUGGGACCCUCACCACAAACGGGCCAGCUGGUACCCCGCUUCUUCAGGAUAACAGAGAUGAACUUAUUGAGGAAAUCAAGAUGGUGAGGGAAGAAAGGAAGCAGCUUGAGUGGACAAGACAGGAACUGCUGAGGAAGGGGAAAGACUUAUUGGCCCAAAACAGGAACCGUAGGAAUCAAGCUCGUGACGGUUGGAAAAAGAAGUAUUUUGAGACAAAGAAAGCCACGGCACCAAUGGAAGAGACAUUGAGGAAUUUGCGUCAGGAACUGGAGACAUUUUACAAUAAACUCCUGCUCCAGCUACAGGCCAGAGACGGCAGAGGCCGAAACAGACAUCAGGGAAGGUCUUCCACAAAGAAUGAGCUCAUCAUUCAGAUCAUGACUGAGAGCCAUGAAAUUGACAACCUGAGAAGACAAGUAGAAGAUGCCAAGAUGAAACUUAUCACAGAGAUAAGGUUAAGGAAGCAGGCUGCUACCGAGCUAAGGGCGCUGAAGGCUGAGCUGGCUCAGAAAAAGAGCCAAUCGAUUCACACUGGACCUAUGAACUCACAACCUUUUGGGCCAAUCCCACGGAACAGACCAUACGCCCAGAAAGCUGGAUGCUAAUUCAAUGUUUAGGUUUGGAAUUCUACACAUUUUUGGUGCACAGAAAAAAAUGAGUGGGAUGUCAAAUUCUGUGUGAAAAUAAGCCGGUGUAUCUUUCUUAAACAAUUUGUUAUUUGAAUAUGCAUUGUGUACUAGAUUUGAUAUCAAGUUAUAUUUAACUUUACACACGCUUAUAUUUUGAUGUGGUCCUAGUAUUUGCUAGUAAUGUUUGAUAUUGUAUCUUAUCAUUUUAAAUAUUAAUUGUGAAAGGUGUUCAAAAUGUUAAGUUUCAUUACA
Messenger RNA from Gadus macrocephalus (Pacific cod), 2135 nucleotides. RefSeq names its product spermatogenesis associated 1 (gene spata1). The record is from RefSeq and is a predicted model, not a curated record. Lineage: Eukaryota; Metazoa; Chordata; Actinopteri; Gadiformes; Gadidae. The transcript has 12 exons. Bases 189 to 1859 code for a protein of 556 amino acids.